CUCUAAAUGGAACCAAACUGUGUCACAGCAUGACAGAGAGGUCGUUAAUUUGUCCUUAUUAAUUUGUCUAUAUUUGUUAUUGCAUGCCGCCAAAAUGUAAUUUGAAACCGGAAGUUCCUCCCGACACUUCCCGGAAGUUCCCCUCUGAGCUUGUUGUUUUUGUUUGCUAGUAGAGGGAUUGUGGUGGAAAAAAAUGGCGACGUCUCGUCGCGCUUCCCAGCAGCAACACCAGAGCUUAUCUUCGCCUCCGCGCGUUGCCACGAGUUCUCUCACUCCGCCUGGAUCUCCUCCGGGUGCCGGCGUCCCGAACAUAUCACCUCCGGCCGGUGGUGAACAGGACGGGGCCGGAGAUGCUGACCCGAGCGCGGCCUCCUCCCCCGCUCCACUCCGCAGUGCUAGCAGCACUAGCAGCAGUAGCACCAGCACUAGCAGUGCUAGCUCCCCGAGCACCACAGGAGGCUCGAGCCCGGAUUCAGCUAGCACGAGUCCGUCUGGCGGCUGCGCGAGUAGCGGCGCUUUCCGGGAGCUGUUCGAGGCCUGCCGAAAUGGAGACGUGUCUCGGGUGAAGCGGCUGGUGGAUUCGGUUAACGUUAACUCUAAGGACAUGGCCGGGCGCAAAUCCACUCCACUCCACUUUGCUGCAGGUUUUGGGAGGAAGGACGUAGUGGAGCAUCUUCUGCAGACAGGAGCAAACGUGCACGCUCGCGACGACGGCGGUCUGAUCCCCCUUCACAACGCCUGCUCGUUCGGCCACGCCGAGGUGGUGAGCUUGCUGCUGUGCCAGGGAGCCGACCCCAACGCCAGAGACAACUGGAACUACACGCCACUCCACGAAGCCGCCAUCAAGGGCAAAAUCGACGUGUGUAUAGUACUGCUCCAGCACGGCGGAGACGCCAACAUCCGCAACACCGACGGCAAAUCAGCGCUGGACCUGGCCGAGCCGUCCGCCAAAGCCGUACUCACUGGCGAAUACAAGAAGGACGAACUGCUGGAAGCGGCGAGGAGCGGAAAUGAAGAGAAGCUCAUGGCCCUGCUCACCCCACUCAAUGUCAACUGCCACGCCAGCGACGGCCGCAAGUCGACUCCACUACAUCUGGCGGCGGGAUACAACCGAGUCCGAAUUGUCCAGCUCCUCCUGCAGCAUGGCGCCGACGUGCACGCAAAGGACAAGGGCGGCCUCGUCCCUCUGCACAACGCCUGCUCCUACGGCCACUACGAAGUCACGGAGCUGCUGCUCAAGCAUGGCGCGUGUGUGAAUGCCAUGGACCUGUGGCAGUUCACCCCCCUGCACGAGGCAGCGUCCAAGAACCGUGUGGAGGUUUGUUCCCUGCUGCUGAGCCACGGGGCCGAUCCCACGCUGGUCAACUGUCACGGCAAGAGCGCGGUGGACAUGGCCCCCACACCCGAGCUCAAAGAGAGACUCACCUACGAGUUUAAGGGUCACUCGCUGCUCCAGGCGGCGCGUGAGGCCGACAUGGCCAAAGUGAAGAAGACGCUCGCUCUGGAGAUCAUCAACUUCAAACACCCGCAGACCCACGAGACCGCGCUGCAUUGUGCCGUCGCCUCGCCCCACCCGAAGAGGAAGCAGGUCACCGAGCUGCUGCUGCGGAAAGGCGCCAACGUCAACGAGAAGAACAAAGACUUUAUGACUCCUCUGCAUGUGGCAGCUGAGAGAGCGCACAACGACAUCCUGGAGGUGCUGCAGAAACAUGGGGCCAAGAUGAACGCAGUGGACACUCUGGGACAGACGGCGCUGCACCGGGCGGCUCUGGCCGGUCAUCUGCAGACGUGUCGAAUGCUGCUGAGUUACGGCGCAGAUCCAGCCGUCGUCUCGCUGCAGGGCUUCACCGCCGCGCAGAUGGGCAACGAAGCCGUCCAGCAAAUCCUCAACGAAAACAUUCCAGUGAGGAACUCGGAUGUAGACUACAGGCUUUUAGAGGCAGCUAAAGCAGGAGACCUGGACACUGUGAAGCAACUGUGCUCUGCUCAGAACGUGAACUGCAGGGAUCUGGAGGGACGUCACUCGACGCCGCUGCACUUUGCGGCAGGCUACAACCGCGUGGCUGUGGUGGAGUACCUGCUGCAUCACGGCGCCGACGUCCACGCCAAAGACAAAGGAGGUCUGGUGCCGUUGCACAAUGCCUGCUCGUACGGGCAUUACGAAGUGGCCGAGCUGCUGGUGAGACACGGUGCGUCGGUGAACGUGGCCGACCUGUGGAAGUUUACGCCGCUGCACGAAGCUGCUGCCAAGGGCAAAUACGAGAUCUGCAAGCUGCUUCUGAAGCACGGCGCCGACCCGACGAAGAAAAACCGUGACGGAAACACACCCCUAGACAUGGUGAAAGAAGGGGACACGGAUAUCCAGGACCUGCUGAGAGGAGACGCUGCACUUCUGGACGCCGCGAAGAAAGGCUGCUUGGCUCGCGUGCAGAAACUCUGCAGCCCCGAGAACAUCAACUGCAGAGACACGCAGGGGCGCAACUCUACCCCGCUACACCUGGCAGCGGGUUAUAAUAACCUGGAGGUAGCGGAGUAUCUUCUGGAGCACGGCGCAGACGUGAACGCGCAGGACAAAGGCGGCCUCAUUCCCCUCCACAACGCAGCCUCAUACGGACACGUGGAUAUUGCGGCUCUGCUGAUCAAGUACAACACGUGUGUGAAUGCCACGGAUAAGUGGGCAUUCACUCCUCUCCACGAGGCUGCGCAGAAGGGACGCACCCAGCUGUGUGCCCUGCUGCUGGCGCACGGAGCCGACCCCACCAUGAAAAACCAGGAGGGCCAGACACCACUCGACCUCGCCACGGCUGACGAUAUACGGGCUUUGCUGAUUGACGCCAUGCCUCCUGAUGCCCUACCCAGCUGCUUUAAGCCUCAGGCCACGGUGGUGAGCGCCACCGUGAUCUCGCCCGCCUCCACUCCGUCCUGCCUGUCAGCCGCCAGCAGCAUCGAUAACCUGGCCGGUCCAUUGGCUGAGCUCUCAGCGUCCGGAGCAUCAGGGCCUGCAGACGGAGCCACAGGGACUGAGAGGAAGGAGGGAGAGAUUACCAUUCUGGAUAUGAACAUCAGCCAGUUCCUGAAGAGUUUGGGCCUCGAGCAUCUGCGGGACAUUUUCGAGAGGGAGCAGAUCACUCUGGACGUGUUGGCUGAUAUGGGCCACGAGGAGCUGAAGGAGAUCGGCAUCAACGCGUACGGUCACCGCCACAAGCUUAUCAAAGGCAUCGAGAGACUGCUGGGCGGUCAGCAAGGUGCCAACCCAUACCUGACAUUCCACUGUGCGAGUCAGGGCACAGUCCUGAUCGACCUGGCACCUGACGAUAAAGAGUUUCAGUCUGUGGAAGAGGAGCUUCAGAGCACGAUCAGAGAGCACAGGGAUGGAGGAAACGCCGGCGGAGUCUUCAGCAGAUACAACAUCCUGAAGAUCCAGAAAGUGGUGAAUAAGAAGCUGAGAGAGAGAUACGCACACAGACAGAAAGAGAUCGCUGACGAAAAUCACAACCACCACAACGAGCGCAUGCUAUUCCACGGCUCUCCCUUCAUUAACGCCAUCAUCCAUAAAGGUUUCGACGAGAGACACGCCUACAUCGGGGGAAUGUUCGGAGCGGGGAUCUACUUUGCUGAGAAUUCAUCUAAGAGCAACCAAUAUGUGUACGGCAUCGGCGGCGGCACCGGCUGCCCCACACACAAAGACCGCUCCUGCUACGUCUGCCACAGGCAGAUGCUGUUCUGUCGCGUGACCCUGGGCAAAUCCUUCCUGCAGUUCAGCGCCAUGAAAAUGGCCCAUGCUCCUCCGGGGCACCACUCAGUCAUCGGGCGGCCCAGCGUCAACGGCCUGGCCUACGCCGAGUACGUCAUCUACAGAGGCGAGCAGGCGUACCCGGAGUACCUCAUCACGUAUCAGAUCAUGAAGCCGGAGAGCACGGCGCAGCCGCCAGCCGCAGCAGAGCAGAAGUCUUGAGUGUCCAGAGCUGUCCUCCGGCACUCUGCUCAGACUGUUACCACACUCCUUCACACACAUUCUGGCCUCCAGCUCAUCCUCUCCAUCGUUCUCCGGCCCUCGCACCUGGCCUCGCUGACUCUCAGCUCACACCUGCAGCGGUAGUGUUUUUAAGCAAACCCCUCCUCCACUACAUGUUUACUGAAUGAGGGCUGAAGUGAUCGAAGACAAGUGACUUAAUUUCCAUAGCUUUUUCUCAUUUAAUAAAAUCAUCCAGUGCACAUUUCUCUUCCCUUUUUUUUUUUUUUUUUACCCCCCCAAGUGUCCUUUCUUUAAACCAUUUUAUUGUGAAUUAUUUUAAACCUUAACACACUACACGAUGGACCGGAUCAUCGUAAACACUCCACGGACCUGCCAUGUUUUUUUUUUGUUCUUUCCAUAAUCCUGUUCCGUGGAGCCUCUCGUCUCGGACUCUUUCUCGCGAAAGCCUUUUGGAAGUUGGACAGGUGUGAAAAGCAAGCAGUUUUCCAAUUUGAGCCUUUAAUAGCAAAAUGUUUAACACUUUGGAUUUUUGUUUGUUUGUUUUUGACUUUGCACAGGUAAAAGUCAGACGUAUCUCCUCCGUUAGCAUAUCUGGAUUCUAAAAAUGCAUUGUUUUAAAAGGACUUGCACUGUUAGGCAGGAUUUAACUUAUUCUAAUGAAACCGUGAAAUGGCAUUUACGGAAACGAGCAUUUCCUGUAAUGAUUGUGACGGAUGCGGGCUUCGGUGAAAGCUCUCCCGUGUGUGUGCUCGUGUUUUCUGAUGAAGAGUGGCUUCAUUAGUGGAGCUUUUUCUUUCCUCUUCUCUGAUCCCUUUGUCUGCUUUCAGUAACAUUUUUACAUUGUUGAGUUGUUUUGUUUUUGUUUUUUUUUGGAUGACAGCUGAGCGAUCUGUAUUUUCGGUCUCAUUCCAGCGUAAUCUCUCGCAGAGGUCCCCCCCACCCCACCCCCCCUCGGAGACACUACUGACAUUUCGGCAUCACGGAUGCACAUUCACAGGUUGUGUAGAACAGUUUGGAUGUGAACAUGCCCCUGGAGAGUUCUGUUUGGCUUGAGGUUGCUGUUUUGUUUGUUGUUGUUUUUUUGUUUUUUUUAAAUAAUUUGAAGUGGAUUGUAUGGUAUUCCACUUCUCCACCAACACAGUACUGGUGCUCUACAGGGAAUCAGCCUUUUUUUUUUUUUUUUUUUUUAAAUAACCAGCCCACGUUUUUCACCAUUCGAAGAUGUGAACUAUUAUGUAACAUGACCAGGUGUAGGAGUUUCCUAAUGGGGGAAAAAAAAAAAAAAAACCCGUGUAG
Messenger RNA from Ictalurus furcatus (blue catfish), 5272 nucleotides. RefSeq names its product tankyrase, TRF1-interacting ankyrin-related ADP-ribose polymerase a (gene tnksa). The record is from RefSeq and is a predicted model, not a curated record. NCBI's taxonomy places the organism in Eukaryota, Metazoa, Chordata, Actinopteri, Siluriformes, Ictaluridae. Gene Ontology annotation, molecular function: protein binding; NAD+ poly-ADP-ribosyltransferase activity. The coding region runs from base 194 to 3955 and encodes 1253 amino acids. Gene Ontology annotation, cellular component: cytoplasm; nucleus. The transcript has 27 exons.